This is a messenger RNA of Chlorella variabilis, 438 nucleotides long. RefSeq lists its product as hypothetical. The coding region runs from base 1 to 438 and encodes 145 amino acids. The record is from RefSeq and is a predicted model, not a curated record. Gene Ontology annotation, cellular component: nucleus. Gene Ontology annotation, biological process: DNA damage tolerance; protein K63-linked ubiquitination. The transcript has 4 exons. Lineage: Eukaryota; Viridiplantae; Chlorophyta; Trebouxiophyceae; Chlorellales; Chlorellaceae.
AUGCAGGGGGGCGGGAACGUCGUGGUGAUUUCAGUGCCCCGCAAUUUCCGGUUGCUGGAGGAGCUGGAGAAGGGAGAGAAGGGCAUUGGCGACGGCACGGUUAGCUAUGGCAUGGACAAUUCAGAUGACCUGCUGAUGCGGCACUGGACUGGCACCAUCAUAGGGCCCCCCAAUACUGUGCACGAUGGCAGGAUUUACACCUUGAAAAUUUACUGCGAUGAGCAGUAUCCUGAUAGGCCUCCCCAGGUGCGAUUCCAGUCGCGCAUCCAGAUGGGCUGCGUCGCACCGAAUGGCGUGGUGGACCCUCGCAACUUUCACGUGCUGCGCAGCUGGAACCGGCAGUACACGAUGGAGACGGUGUUGACUGAGCUGCGGCGGGACAUGGCGCAGGCGCAUAACCGCAAACUGCCGCAGCCGCCAGAAGGCAGCACAUAUUGA